Molecule: messenger RNA, 799 nt
Organism: Rhipicephalus sanguineus (brown dog tick)
Lineage: Eukaryota; Metazoa; Arthropoda; Arachnida; Ixodida; Ixodidae
Exons: 4
Coding region: 1-750 (249 amino acids)
Source: RefSeq, a predicted model, not a curated record
AUGAUAGCGUGUCUGACAUGGCCCCUGUUGAAUCCGGGGUUCCUCAAGGGCUCUGCAUGGGCGAGCAACCUGUCCGAGCAGAACAAGUUGCUGAACGACCUGUUCGCCAACAUUACACCGAACGACCUUCCGCUUCGGGACUCGUACUUCACCAUCAAAGAGGACGGUACGCCAAAGAACAGCACCCUUUACCGAUUCAACAUGACCAAUGGCUUGUUCAGAAACCUGCGCCACAGGUUGGCACCAGCAUUCCACAAAGAGUACUGCAACGCGCAUGUGGACCGGUUCUUGAACAACUUGCGGGUGAAAUGCGACUUCGACCUCGAGGGCAUGCUCGCCACCUACGAUGGGUACCUCUCUUACGGCGCGAGCAUCGUACAGAACUUCACCGUCGAGGCCUUCAUCAUCAAACACUCUGGAGUCAACCCUCCCUUACUGUCGGUGUACACGGGCCACCUAACGUGCAAGACUGGCAAGUGUCCGCUUGAAUACUACAACGUGUAUAUCACAGCAUUCGAACUCAACACGACAGCGUCUCCAAGGUUCAGCGACUUCAGAUCAAAUCCAAAGUUCCAGAACUUUGCGAAGAACCCAACCUUGGCGGCACAAGUCUGGGCAGAUUUUAAUGUAAAAAUGUACACUCAUAUCUUGCCCAUCAUUGUUGACACCUUGAAUGCGACGUAUCGCGCGGAAAUACCGAAAAGAAUCACCAGGGUUGGAGCCGUGAACAAAAACCUCUUUCGCGGUUAAAAAAAUUAUAGUGAAACUUGCGAAACAAUAAACCGCACUUCUGUAAACA